Malassezia sympodialis ATCC 42132 is the source of this 1530-nucleotide messenger RNA. RefSeq lists its product as uncharacterized. Gene Ontology annotation, molecular function: protein binding. NCBI's taxonomy places the organism in Eukaryota, Fungi, Basidiomycota, Malasseziomycetes, Malasseziales, Malasseziaceae. Bases 1 to 1530 code for a protein of 509 amino acids. The record is from RefSeq and is a predicted model, not a curated record. The transcript has a single exon.
AUGUCCGCGGCGGAAGAGGCCAAGCAGCGGGGCAACGACCUCUUCAAGAGCGGCAAGUUCCGAGACGCCGCACAAGCAUACACAGAAGCGAUCUCGAACGACCCCCAGAGCGAUGUGCUGCUGCUAAACCGCUGCGCAGCGUACAUGGCCCUGAGUGACUAUCGGCGCGCCCUGGCAGAUGCCGAGCAGGCGGUAAAGCUGCAGGGCGAGGCACCCACACCCAAGGCGAUCAUUCGCCUAAGCAAAUGCCUCGUUGGCGUCGGUCGUCCGCGCGAUGGCUCCUUGGCGCUGCAGUCCUUGCGCUCAGGCACGGUGGGCACGGAAGCGGAGCAGAAGCAGGCCCAGGACGUGGAUCUGCUGGCACAGCAGAUGGAGCGCCACCUCGUUACGCUCGAGGCAUACUUGCGCGAAAAAAACUGGCUGCUCGCAAGUAUUGCACUGGACCAGGCGCAGGGCGUGAUGAAGCUGACCGACGCCUCCUCGCCCAAGGCGUGGCAGGAGCUGCGGGCCAUAAUCCUUCUGCAGCGGGGUCAGUAUAGCCAGGCACAGUCGCUUGCGAUGGAUAUGUACCGUUCUGACCCCUCCGAUACGGACGCGAUCUUGCUAGGUGCACGCGUGCUCCUCGCGAACAACGACGUGACCAAAGCUGUUACACAGGCGCAAGCUGCGCUGCGAUCCGACCCUGAUCGCGCCGAUGCCAAAACGUUUCUGCGCAAGUGCAAGACCCUUUCGACGCUCAAGGACGAGGCUAACGCAGCCUUCAAGGCGAACCGCUCUGACGAGGCUCUCGCUAAGUAUGCAGAGCUCUUGCAGGUCGCCGACACCGAUGCCGACACCGAUGGUGAGGCCAAAAAGUUCAAGGCAGUCAUCCACUCGAACCGUGCUAUAUUGCUGAGCAAGCUCGCGCGUUUCGACGAGUCGAUCCAGGACUGCACAAGGGCGCUGCAGCUCGAUGCAGGGUUUGUCAAGCCGCUCAAGACGCGUGCCCGCGCCUACCUCUCGAGCGAGAAGUAUGAGGAGGCAGUGCGCGACUUUAAGCGCGCUGUGGAUGCAAGCGUUGGCACCGCCGAGCACGAAGCGCUCGUUCGCGAGUGCCGCCGCGCAGAGGUGGACCUAAAGCGCAGCAAAAAGCAGGAGUACGUAUACACACCUGACACCAGCUAUUACAAAAUCUUGGGCGUGCCCAAGACGGCUAGCGGGGCCGAAGUUAAAAAGGCGUUCCGUCGGGAAUCGCUCAAGCACCACCCCGACAAGGGUGGCGAUGAAGAAAAGUUCAAGUUGUGCAACGAAGCGUACAGCGUACUGUCCGACGAACAAAAGCGCCGCCGCUAUGACUCUGGCGUCGACGAUAUGGACGCCAUGGAUCUAGGUGGCAUGGGUGGCUUUAGUGGUAUGGGUGGUAUGGGUGGUAUGGGCGGCGUCAACCUGGCCGAUUUGUUUGGCGCGCAAUUUGCCAACUUUGAUAUGGGCCCUGGCGGCACAAGCACGCAUUUCUAUGGCCCCGGCGCGAGCAGCUUCCGCUUUGGCUAG